AUGAGAGACGCUUCGGCCGCGGAUGUCGUGGACUUCCUAGUUCACGAAGUAUUCUUCAAAUUCGGAGUACCGGAGGUGAUACACUCUGACAACGGACGGCAAUUCAUUUCCAAAUCUUUUGAGACGAUGGUCAAAGCCUUUGGAAUCACCCAUAUGCGCACGCCGGUGUAUUCGCCCCAAAGUAAUGCCGCUGAACGCGUAAACCGGACUGUAAUAUCUGGCAUAAGAGCGUAUUUGGAAAACGACCACCGGGAAUGGGAUGCUUACCUACCGGAAAUCGAAGUAGCGAUACGCAACGCAGUCCAUAGCGCCACUGGAGUGACGCCGUUUUUCGCUGUGUUCGGCCAACACAUGUAUUUGAACGGACACCAAUACAAGUUGGCCAGGAAGCUGAGAUCGCUGUCGGAUCAUGCUAUCACCGACCUAGAAGCCCGGGAUAGACUGGCCAUCAUCCGAAGUCAAGUGAAGGAGCAUCUCCAGAAGGCCUAUGAACGCAGUCGUCAGCGCUAUGAUCAGCGUGCACGGCAACUUCUCCUGACACCAGGACAAGAAGUCUGGAGGCGGAACUUCGUACUCAGCAACUUCGGCAAAGCAUUCAACGCGAAGUUUGCAAAGAAGUUUGUAAAAUGUCGUGUCGUUCGAGGUGUAGGUAGCAACGCCUAUGAAUUAGAGGACCUGCAAGGAAGAUCGUUAGGAGUCUUUCACAGCAAGGAUAUACGAUUAUAG
This is a messenger RNA of Drosophila sulfurigaster albostrigata, 726 nucleotides long. RefSeq lists its product as uncharacterized. The transcript has a single exon. Gene Ontology annotation, molecular function: nucleic acid binding. The coding region runs from base 1 to 726 and encodes 241 amino acids. NCBI's taxonomy places the organism in Eukaryota, Metazoa, Arthropoda, Insecta, Diptera, Drosophilidae. The record is from RefSeq and is a predicted model, not a curated record. Gene Ontology annotation, biological process: DNA integration.